UCUGUAACCGUUAAAAAUUGUAAAUUGGAAUAUUACCGAAUAAGGAAAGGAUGUCGUAAUAAUAUAUUGAUAUAGCAUAUAGCCGGUUGUCCGAUAGUAUUUACUAGUUACUACUUAGUAUUCGUCAAUCGUACGGAUGUUUAAAUAUCGUGUUUUUCCAUGUCCGACGGUGUCCUCGUCUUCGUUGUUGUAAAUUAUUGCAAUACCCACACGUAGAUGUCAAACCUUCCGGACGUGGGUGAAUUUAUCAAAAGUUACUUCCGAUUGAACUUUGAUUACUGUUAUUGAUCCAGUCGACGCGCGACGAUCGCGAACCGAUAUACACGAUGACUAGAAUAAUAACGACUGCGUCAGAUGUGUAUGAUCGCAUGUCUGAGUCUUUGAAUGGUCACAACAACGUCAAGUACAUGCCAUAUCGCAUUGCUCUGAAAUUGACCGUCUUGCAAAAAUAUACUUGCUUGGAUAAAGUGUCAUUGUACAUCAUAAAUGGUGUUUAUGAACAACAUAAAGGAAAAAACCUGAAUCUGAUCGAUAAGGUUGUGUUAGAUGAUAUUGUAUCUGAUAUCUAUUUCGCAGUCCAAAAAGAGUACUCAGAUUUAACCUUUGAUGGAGAAAUAGUAUCUAAUGUUUUAGUUCAGUUAUUGGGUCAAAUAUUUUCAAAGUAUACAAAUAAACAAAUAAAUUUAAGAUCUGCACUAACUGUCAUAGCUUGUUUAUCAUGUGAUAGACUUCGUGUACGAUUGAGUUAUAUGUUCCAGUUAAAUUGUCUUAAAAAUGAACUCGGAUUAACAAAAGAGUGUUUUAGAAAUUUUUUAAGGGAUCUCAGUUUAUUACUAAACUUUUUAUCAGAAAAAAGUGUGUUCGAGUCCUCUUCAAUUAACAAUAUAAUUGAUAAUUGCUUCCAAAAUUUAAAAAACCCAAAUUAUAUGACUGAAGCUGAAUUCAUGCAAUGGUUUAUGACUGAGCCACCAGUAUUAGAGUGGUUACAAAUAUUGUAUAGAAUAAAAAUGGCAGAAAAUGUCAAUCAUGAAGUGAACUGUAAAGUCUGCAAAUUACCUGUGAUUGGAUUACGCUAUUUUUGUUUAAAAUGUGUAAAUUAUAAUCAGUGUCAAAACUGUUUUUUGAUUGGUGCCACUAACAAAAAACAUAAAUUAAAACAUGCUAUGCAAGAAUAUUGUUGGAUGGAAACUCCCCAACAGUUAUACACACAAUAUUUAAAAUCCUAUUUAGGAAGAAUUUUUGGUUUAACAUCUAAAAUUCGAUAUCUUCCUGUUGAGAUGCCUAUUGAUGUCAUUGAAACAAAACAAAAUGUUAAGGAAACCAGUAGUAUCUCAAUUGAUUCCAUUGCUGUCAAAUCACCUCGUCAAGAAUUGCAGAGUGUUAUAUCACAAAUAGAAAGAGAAAAUAGACUGUUAGAGAUUGAAGUCAAUACUUUGAAACGUGGCGACUCUCAGUUUGAAGCAUUUUUAGACCAACAUCGGAGUAAAAUCGAAAGACAGUUGAUACGUCUAAAACAUUUAAAGAACCAUUUAAGCGGUACGUUUGGACGUGGAAAGAUGAAGCGUAUGCAAAGCACGCCUCUCAUCGUGUCAAGACCGGAUAGUAAAGGUAAUGGAAUCCCCGCGGUCAACCUGAGUCCAAUAUUUUCUGCCGAGGUGUCAUCGCGCACCGUUCGUAGCUGCUCUGGUCUGGAUGCACUUAGUACGUUGUAUGGUGAGAGGACAGUUGGGGAAGGUUUGGUCUCGGAACCGAACGAAUUUUCUUACUGGCUGGGUCCGAAAAUUGCCGCCGCCAAGAACCGAGAAUUGGACGGAACUUAUAUCGAAAAACCAGCUAACACCGACAAAGAAAACGAUGCUGCAGUAGCUGUUGCCGUGUCAGUCAGAUCCGAGUCCGAACCGCCAUCGUCAGUUUUAUCCGAUAUUCUGAAUAGGCAGUCAAGUGGUGGUGGUGGUGGGGGCCUUAAGUCUCCCGACAAAAUUUCCAUUACGGUUAACAAACAGUCGUCGGUGUGGCUCAACGCUAGUAGAGACUACGCCAGAGAGCCAGUUGAUGACAAGGACAUGGACGAAUUGCACACCGAACUAGAUAAGAUUUUGGACCAGUUACAGAAACUCGUAACUUAGAUAUAAAUAAAAAAACAACUAACGUUUAUUUUUUUCCUAUUAAAUUUAAUUUUGCACUCUAUAAUAUUGUAUAAUAUAUAUAUAAUAUAUAUACAUAUAUACAAUAUGCAU
Rhopalosiphum maidis (corn leaf aphid) is the source of this 2237-nucleotide messenger RNA. Its product is annotated as dystrophin-like. Gene Ontology annotation, cellular component: plasma membrane. The record is from RefSeq and is a predicted model, not a curated record. The transcript has 10 exons. Gene Ontology annotation, biological process: synaptic signaling. Lineage: Eukaryota; Metazoa; Arthropoda; Insecta; Hemiptera; Aphididae. The coding region runs from base 327 to 2126 and encodes 599 amino acids. Gene Ontology annotation, molecular function: zinc ion binding.